AUGUCACUUGUUGUGUCAACUCUUCCAAGCGGUGUCGUAGCUAUCAGGACAAAUGGUUCACUAGUUGUUCCGGGUUACGGUAAGGUUUCAUCACGCAGGACUGUUACUCGAGGCAAUUCAUCAAGUCGUACAACUGAAAGGACAUACACCACAUGGAAAUGGUUUAUGAUGGCUAAGUGGGACAUGAAAGAGCAUAAGAUUGUUUAUUGGCAAGAAUGGGAGGAAGAGUGUGAUGAAUAUGUAAUGGCUGAUGGAAGUGUGUGGAGAACACCAUGGGAAGAGGUGAGUGGUUCUCGUCAUACAAGACGGGAUCAUAUCGUCACUUGCUUAUAUUGA
Messenger RNA from Entamoeba dispar SAW760, 336 nucleotides. RefSeq lists its product as uncharacterized. Bases 1 to 336 code for a protein of 111 amino acids. NCBI's taxonomy places the organism in Eukaryota, Evosea, Mastigamoebida, Endamoebidae. The transcript has a single exon. The record is from RefSeq and is a predicted model, not a curated record.